CACUAAAAUGGAACCCGAAAUGCCGUUUAAAACCAAUUUUCCACGUAAAAAAACGAUGAGCUAACACAAAAUGGCCGACAACGCCGGGAACUCCAACGCCCAGAAACAAAACCGUUCGAAAUCCACGAACCUGGAAUGCAAAAACCUCUACGAUUACCUCAAAUCCCGCCCGUCCAAUCUGCUAGAAAAGCUCUACAAUCACCCCACGAUAUGCCUGGCGGUCUACCGGGAGCUCCCCGAUCUGGCCAAGCAGUACGUAAUUCGCAUGGUGUUCGUCGAACAACCCGUCCCCCAAGCCGUAGUAGCCUCUUGGGGCUCCCAAAUAUACUCCAAAGAGCACAACAACGCCAGCAAAGUGCUAUCGGAUUUAAUGCUAUGGCAGGAAGCUGCUAUUCCGGGCGGUUUACUCGGCUGGAUAAUCUCCCCGACGUUCAAGAAAAAUAUCAAAAUAGCCCUGCUAGGCGGCGGCAAAACCUGGAGCAUGUCAUCAGCUUUAGAGGCCGAUAGUAAAGCCAGAGAUGUCGCUUUUUUGGAUACCUACUCUCAAGAAAGAUGGGAAUGCGUGUUGCAUUACAUGGUGGGUUCCCAACAACAAGAAGGCAUCUCCGCGGAUGCCGUGCGAAUACUUUUACACGCAGGACUGAUGAAACGAGACGAAGAAGACGGUACGCUCGUUAUAACCCGACAGGGCUUCCAGUUUCUGUUGCUCGACCGGCAAGCCCAAGUCUGGCAUUUCAUCCUCCAAUAUCUGGAUACCGUGCAAGAGCGAGACCUGGACCUGGUCGAGUGCCUGACGUUCCUCUUCCAGCUGAGCUUCAGCACGCUCGGAAAGGAUUACAGCACGGAGGGCAUGGGCCCCGGUUUGCUGGUGUUCCUGCAGCAUUUGCGCGAAUUCGGGCUGGUGUAUCAACGUAAAAGGAAAGCGGGGAGGUUCUAUCCCACUCGAUUGGCAUUAAACAUAACGAACAACACCAAUAAAUCUACCCCUGAUAUCGAAGACGACCACCCGAAGGGGUAUAUAAUCGUAGAAACCAACUACAGGGUGUACGCUUAUACGGAUUCGAAUUUGCAAGUGGCCCUCGUGACUUUAUUCACCGAAUUGAUAUACAGGUUUCCUAAUUUGGUGGUCGGUGUGAUUACGAGGGACUCGGUGAGGCAGGCCCUGAGAGGUGGGAUUACGGCGGAUCAAAUUAUAGGGUUUUUGAAGCAACACGUGCACCCUCGGAUGCUCGAAUCCGAAGCCAAAAGUCCGCUGCCUCCGACCGUGGUCGAUCAAAUUAAGUUGUGGGAACUGGAAAGGAACAGAUUGGAUUACAAGGAAGGGGUGUUGUACAGCCAGUUUUUGUCCCAAAUCGAUUUUAACGUGCUCAAAGAGUAUACGGAAUCCAACGGUGUGUUGAUUUGGUUUAAUAAGGAAAAAAGGACUUUGGUUAUUAACAAAGCGGCGCACGAUGAUGUGAAAAGAUUCUGGAAAAAGUAUUCUAAAGGUAGUUGAAUGUUUUAAUUGUAAAUUGUAAUCGAAUAAGAUUUUUUUUUUCAAAUAAAAACCGUUUUAUUACAAUUUGUUAGGUUAUAUUGUCAUCUGUCAAUUGUCAUUACUGAAAAACAUGCGUUCAGUAAUUAAAA
Messenger RNA from Phyllotreta striolata, 1626 nucleotides. Lineage: Eukaryota; Metazoa; Arthropoda; Insecta; Coleoptera; Chrysomelidae. The record is from the annotation of a GenBank genome assembly.